AUGAAUGAAAUCUGUUUGACAUAAAACCAUCAUAUAUUUCAAAUACUUUAUCAAUAUCUUCAAAAGCAUGGAAUGAACAUUAGCAAUUCAUAAAUGACUAAACUUUUUGAAUUGUUUAUCUAAACUUAUGAAAGUACGUACUAGAGAAAAGAAAUUAGAAUAGUUUAACUCAAUUCAAAAAUAUUCUAAAUCACAUAAGAUCUAAACAACUAUUAAAAUAAUAUAGAGAGAUAAUAUUAAGUAAUAAAGAAUAUCAAAAAUAAAAGAGAAAAACUUCAUUUUGAUCUUGAUAUUAAAGAAUCUCAUUUACAUUAGAUUGAAAUAUCGAUAAAUUAAAUUAAAACUUAUCCUUCAAUAACAUAAAAAAUUUGUGAUCUUAAAGAAGGAAUAAGAAUAUGUAGAGAGAGAUAUUUAUUAUUAAAAGAAGAGAAUGAAGAAUUUUAUAAAAUUUAGACUUCUCUAACUUAAUAAAAACAAUAAUUAAAAAAUCGUUAUAAAUUUGUAAAAUAAAAUAUUAAAUUAAUAAGGUUUAAGAUUAAAUUUAAACUAAUCUCAAAUUUUAUGAUGAAUUGAAAGAUAAUAGUAUCAAUCUCAAUUAAAGAUUGAUUAAAUAAUUGAAAACAGUGACAGAACUAUUUUAGUUAAAUCACAAAAGAACAAUAAAUUAAAAAUACACUAAUAUUGAUAAAAAUCCUAUCGAUAUUGAUGAUACAAGUAUAUUAUUUAUUAAUUUAAUUUGA
This is a messenger RNA of Paramecium pentaurelia, 740 nucleotides long. Lineage: Eukaryota; Ciliophora; Oligohymenophorea; Peniculida; Parameciidae. The record is from the annotation of a GenBank genome assembly.